Diachasma alloeum is the source of this 3440-nucleotide messenger RNA. It is a transcript of the gene trp, whose product is annotated as transient receptor potential protein. NCBI's taxonomy places the organism in Eukaryota, Metazoa, Arthropoda, Insecta, Hymenoptera, Braconidae. Gene Ontology annotation, cellular component: membrane; cation channel complex. Gene Ontology annotation, biological process: regulation of cytosolic calcium ion concentration; manganese ion transport; calcium ion transmembrane transport. The coding region runs from base 81 to 3383 and encodes 1100 amino acids. The transcript has 14 exons. The record is from RefSeq and is a predicted model, not a curated record. Gene Ontology annotation, molecular function: store-operated calcium channel activity; protein binding; inositol 1,4,5 trisphosphate binding.
CUGUGCAAAUUCUAUAAUAAUAUAUAAAAUGACAAGGCUCAACAUUUCAACAUUUCAUGAAUAAAAAAUAGGGAAAGAAGAUGAAUCCAUCUGAAUCACAGCAAGAUUUGUUGGAAAAUGAAGCAAGAGCGCCGUCCGUACAAUCACUUAAUCCGCCGGUAGAGUACACACUCGGCCCCGUUGAGAAGCAUUUUUUACUCAGUGCAGAACGCGGUGAUUGUGCAACCGUCAAAAGGCUACUCGAGGAACACAAGGGCCAUCCAGAGAUACUCAAUAUAAACUGUGUGGACCCAUUAAAUCGAUCUGCUCUCAUUGCUGCCAUUGAAAAUGAAAAUAUCGAAUUGAUAACAAUUUUAUUGGAGCUUGGCAUUGCUGUUAACGAUGCUUUGUUACAUGCAAUCAAAGAAGAAUAUGUUGAAGCUGUAGAGAUGCUUUUGGAUUGGGAAGAAAAAAUUCACGAGCCUGGAAAGCCUUAUAGUUGGGAAUUCACUGACUCAUCUUCGUCAAAUUUUACUCCCGACAUAACACCACUAAUUUUAGCAGCUCACAAAAAUAAUUAUGAAAUACUGAAGAUUCUUCUUGAUCGUGGAGCAACACUUCCCAGUCCUCAUGACGGCAGAUGUGGCUGUGACGAGUGCGUUACAUCUAGUGAAAAGGAUUCGCUACGCCACUCGCAUUCUCGUAUAAACGCCUAUCGUGCCCUCACAUCACCCUCUCUCAUAGCUUUAUCAUCGCGAGAUCCUUUAUUGACAGCUUUCGAAUUGUCAUGGGAAUUGCGACGGUUAAGUCGUAUGGAACAGGAAUUCAGAUUUGAGUACAAUGAAUUGAAGGAACAGUGUCAGGAAUUUGCAACAUCUUUACUUGAUCAUGCUCGAACAUCUCAUGAACUUGAAUUGAUGUUAAAUUAUAAUCCUACGGGUGAAAAUUGGGAGCCAGGUGAAAGGCAAACCCUAGAUAGACUCAAACUUGCUAUUAAGUACAAACAAAAACAAUUUGUGGCUCAUCCCAAUGUCCAACAGCUACUUGGCGCAAUAUGGUACGACGGGUUACCUGGUUUUCGUCGGCUCAGCAUGAUUGGACAACUCGUCAAAGUCGGAAAACUCGGCGCAAUGUUUCCAGUUUAUAGUACUAUUUAUAUGCUGUCACCUACCUCCAAAAUGGGACUUUUCAUGAAGAAACCCUUUGUCAAGUUUAUUUGUCACUCCACCUCUUACGCAUUCUUUCUAAUGCUCUUGGGAAUGGCAUCACAACGAGUUGAAUACCUUGCUAUUGAGUUGUUUGGUAAUGCUUGGAUGAGAGAAAUUUUAGAAGGAUGGAAGAAACAUGAAAGAGGAUGCAUACCCGGAUUUGUUGAGAGCGGUGUUAUGAUUUAUGUGAUAAGUUUAAUAAUAGGAGAAAUACGAUCAUUAUGGAGUGACGGUAUGCUAGAAUACAUCUCAGAUUUAUGGAAUAUUGUCGAUUUCAUUCAAAACAUGUUCUAUGUCAUUUGGAUAACUCUUAGAAUGACGGCAUGGUACACGGUUCAGAGAGAAUAUUGGAAUGGAGAAAAUCCAUGGUAUCCCAGAGAUCAGUGGGAUGCUUUCGAUCCCAUGCUCCUUUCUGAGGGUGCUUUUGCAGCUGGCAUGAUAUUUAGUUUUCUAAAACUCGUUCAUAUAUUUAGCGUGAAUCCCCAUUUGGGACCACUUCAAAUAUCAUUAGGACGAAUGAUUAUUGAUAUUAUCAAAUUUUUUUUCAUCUAUACAUUAGUUUUAUUCGCAUUUGGAUGUGGAAUGAAUCAGUUGAUGUGGUAUUAUGCAGAUCUUGAGAAAUCUAAAUGUUAUCAUUUACCAACUGGUCUACCCGAUUUUGAUAAUCAAGAAAAGGCUUGCUCAAUAUGGCGACGUUUUGCCAAUUUAUUUGAGACAUCUCAAUCCCUAUUCUGGGCGAGCUUUGGCAUGAUUGACCUAAUGUCUUUUGACUUGACUGGAAUAAAGAGCUUUACAAGGUUCUGGGCACUCUUGAUGUUUGGUUCCUACUCGGUUAUCAACGUAAUUGUUCUCCUGAAUAUGCUCAUUGCUAUGAUGUCCAAUUCAUAUCAGAUAAUUUCGGAACGAUCAGAUACUGAAUGGAAAUUUGCAAGAAGUCACCUGUGGAUGAGCUAUUUUGAAGAUGGUGAUACGGUACCGCCACCAUUCAAUAUGAUCCCAACGGCCAAGACCUUUAACAAAAUCAUUCGAUGUGGAAAUACUGGACGACCAACCAAGUCUCUCAUUAAAAAAUCACGUGAAAAAGCAAGAGAACGCCAUGAAACAGUUAUGCGACUGUUGGUGCGCCGAUAUGUAACAGCUGAGCAGAGAAAACGAGAUGAAUUUGGUAUAACUGAGGACGAUGUAAUGGAAAUCCGGCAAGAUAUAUCAACAUUACGUUAUGAAUUGAUUGAUAUACUGCGGCAAAAUGGAAUGCGAACACCGGCAAUGGAAAAGGCAGAAGUAUCUGGAAAGAAGGGACGAGUAAUGGAGCGUCGUCUGCAAAAAGAUUUCCAAAUUGGCAUAGUCGAGGGAAUCGUAAACGCAGUAAUUCAAAGUGAAAAAGAACCAAAAGAUGUUUUCAGUCAAUUAGCCAAAGCUAUUGGUCGACGUUCCAGUUCUAAUGCUAAAAAAGAUUGGAAUGCUGUUGUCAGACAAAAUACUAUUCCCACUGAUCCAAUCGGUAGUAAAAAUGAAGCAGUCAUUCGACAAACUAGAAGGAGUCUCCGUAGACAGCAACAAAUGCAGCCAGACUCAGACUUGGCCUCACUCGAUCCAAAUCGAUUGAUUGAGUAUAAUCCAAAUUUGAUGGAUGUUACGCCAACUACUAGAGUAGCAUAUGCUAAAUUCAUAAUGGGCAAAAUGAAUAAACAGACUGCUACGCCUGUCAAAUCUGGUGAUGGCGAUGCUACAGGUACAACUGAAACAGGAAAUGACACUACAACUAAACCAACUGUUCCACCAAGGUCAAGUGUCAGAAUCAAUGUCACAGAUACUGUAUGUCGUGCACCAUCGUUAAGCUCUGCAACUAGUGAAUCUAUCAAACGUGGAGUCUUGAAAAAAUCAAUCUCCACUCAUAGCCAGGAUAAAAUGGAUGCUGAAAGAGUUAUUCCUUCUCCGAUACCUGAAGAUCCUGAGGAUGAUAGUAAUAAUACAGAAUUCACUUCAUUAGAGAAAAAAGAUGGCGAUGUAAAUGUCAAAGCAGAAAAUAAACAAAGUGUUGUACUUAAAAUGGAAAAUGAGAAGAAAGAUGCACCGCCACCAACAAAAGUAGAAGUCAAAAAAGAUGUUGAGCCUAAACAGAGUUCUGAUUCGCCGGAAACAAAACCUCGGGGAAAAUCAAAAGCAACUGGUCGUGUUAUGGGUGGUUGGAUAUAAUUUGUUUUCUUUUUCCGUUUUUUUUUGUUUUCAGCAAAUAUUCUCAAUACUGUAUUG